AUGGACAUGGACACCUUCGAACGCCUCCAGGCCGAGACCAGGCUCCGCGAUGCGCUCAUGCGGCUCGAGGAGGCGGAGGAGACCGACGACGACGAAGAGAGGGGCGCCGAGGAGGAGGAGCUGGAGUGCCCCUUCUGCGGGGAGGAGUUCGACGGCGUCGGCCUGUGCUUGCACAUCGAGGACGAGCACGCGGCGGAGACCAAGGCCGGGGUGUGCCCUAUAUGCACAGAUAGAGUUGGGAUGGACUUGGUUGGGCACAUGACCUCAGAGCAUCCCAGUUUCUUCAAGGGCAGGUGGAGGAACCAGCGAGUUUCAUCUGGAUCACCUUCUUCAAUGUAUUCCGCAUUGAAAAAGGAUGCGGCGCACAUACAAUACCGCUAUGGUGGAUCCUCUCGUGCCACCUCGCUCAACACAGUGCCUGAUCCUCUACUCUCCUCCUUUGUUGGUAGCUUCAUUGAUGAUGAUGCAGAUUCGCCAAAAGAUGCACAAGAAGAGUUAUUGGAAAAAGUUAUUGAGAAAAGUGAUGCCUCGGAGCAGAAAGCAGAAGAAAGUGCUGAGGAGCCUUUGCUCCCUGAGGAGAAGGAGGAGAGAACCAAGAGGAGCCAGUUCGUGCAGGGGCUGGUGCUGUCCCUGAUGUUUGAUGACAUCUUGUGA
Triticum turgidum subsp. durum (durum wheat) is the source of this 654-nucleotide messenger RNA. NCBI's taxonomy places the organism in Eukaryota, Viridiplantae, Streptophyta, Magnoliopsida, Poales, Poaceae. The record is from the annotation of a GenBank genome assembly.